This is a messenger RNA of Plasmodium coatneyi, 1125 nucleotides long. RefSeq lists its product as uncharacterized. NCBI's taxonomy places the organism in Eukaryota, Apicomplexa, Aconoidasida, Haemosporida, Plasmodiidae. The transcript has 6 exons. Bases 1 to 1125 code for a protein of 374 amino acids. The record is from RefSeq and is a predicted model, not a curated record.
AUGGGACGGAUAAAGGACAAGGAAAAAACCUUAAAAUUGGUGAAAGACAGUGGGGAGACCUCCAACACGCUAGGGAACUACACGGGCGUGGGGACUGUGACAUUUUAUCUUAACAAAAAAUGGAAAGCCACAGAAAAGUAUUACGGAAACAUCUUCCAAGGAAAAAAACACGGAUAUGGUGAAUACAAUUACCAGAAUGGCGAUUUUUACCAAGGGUUGUAUGAGCACGGCAAGAAGAACGGGAUCGGCACUUAUUUUUACAACAUGGACGACAGGCAGGGGAAAGGCAAAGGGAAUGACGCGAAAGGGACAGACGAUGAGAGUAGUGAGGAGGAGGAGGAAAACAGUGGCGAUGAGAAGGGGGACAACGAAAACAGCGAUGAUGAAAAGGGCAACGACGAACAGGACGAUGAGGAAAAUGAGCAAAGAGGAAAAGACGCGGAUAGCGAAAAGGAGACGAGCGAGGAGGAAGGUGAAAAUGACCAAAAUGGAAGUGAUCAAAGUGGAGAAGACCAAAGCGAAGGCGACACUGAACAGAGCGAUCAGAAUGAACAAGACAAGGAGGUGAUCGCAAAUAAGGAUGGCUACCAAAAUAGCAAGAAGGAGAAUAAAGCAGAUGAUAAUGAAAAAAAUGCCUCCAAAAAGUUGCUACAUCUUAUGCAAAAAUGGAAUAACACAAAAAUGAAAAAAGAAACGAUUGUCCCUGCGAAAGAGAAAGGGAGCUUCUACUAUGGGAACUACGCCAACGGUCUGAAGCACAACGAGGGAAUGAUGCUGUACAGAAACGGGGACGUGUACAUAGGUGGCUGGAAGUUUGGGAAGAAGAGCGGAUGGGGAAGAUACACAUACAAAAAGUGCAAAAGCAUUCUGGAAGGACAUUGGGAAGACGGAUAUUUAACGCACGGGAAAUGGAUCCUACCAAAUGGAAUGUACUUCGUGGGAAACUUUAAAAAUAAUAAGCCGUCGGGAGAUGGCGUCUGGGCAUUUGCGGACCGAACACAAUUAAAUGUUUUUUAUUAUGAAGUUAAACAAAAAUUUAAAAAAAGUCCUAAAAAGGAAGUUGAACAGGGAGAUCCGGAUAUUUUACUGAAUUAUAAACCAUUGUAUAUUACAUCAACCAGGUGA